AAAUGAGGAAGACCUGUUGAUGUUGAAGCUAUUGUGACUGCUGUCAAGCCCUCCUCUGUCUGAAGGACGCAGCCAUGAGUUCCCACCAGAUGGAGAAACAACCAAGUGACCGCAAGGGUUCACCCACUGUUGCCAGGCAGCUUUCAGGAACUGGGCCUGAUGGUGUCACAGAAGAGCUUCAACCAGACCCAGUCAAUGAAGCUGGAAAGUCUCCAAAAGCAGGAAAAUUCAGGACUGCCUUGACGUUUUUUAGCGUUCGUAAAGGUAUCUGCAUUUUACCAAGUUUCUUUGGAGGGAGGAAUAAGAAUCAGAACAAGUGGUCCAGCAAGAGAGGAAUUGGAAAAAGCAGAACACAUGAUGGGCUAAGUAAGGUCAGCGAUGAUGGUGCUUUAGGCAGUGGCUAUGUCUCCACUGGAGACCUUCAGUAUCACAGGGGUGCAAGUGGAGAUUUCCCCAGUGGCUGUCAAGGUGAAUGUAGUCACCCAACCCCAGACCAGAAAUCUCUGACCCUCGGUCGGCAGAGAAAAAGUUUUAGGAGUCUAUUUCAAAGUUUUAGGCAUCACAGAAGCCUGAGAAAUAAUUGUACAAGUGACACUAACGUGUCUCCUCAAUGCCAGAAAGAGGUGCCUGUUCAACACGACCCACGCUGCAGUGCCACAGAGUGCCUGGAAUCUGAGCCUGACGUGCCUGAGUCUGUAGAGGAUCUGCGCGACAUUUCCAUGGGUCUUGAAUGUAGUCGUGUUGAUUCAAAAGCCCCUGAGAGCGGAGUGGAGAAAGAAAGCCCAAAGUCUGAGCCUCUGCUGUGCGACGACAAACAUGAGGACAGUCAAUUUAAAGUGGUAACUUCUGGUGUUUAUGACAACACCUCUAGAAGGUCCAGUGAGCCUUGUCUGAAACUUCAGACGGGGUCUGAAACGCCCACUGGCUCGUCAGACCAGCUGAACCUGAUGUUUGGGGAGGUUUCAUCGUUAAAGAGCUUCGAUUCCCUCACGGGUUGUGGGGACAUCAUUGCAGAUCAGGAGGACGACAGCAUCACAGAGAGCACCGUUUCUGGAGAGAGGAGCAGAAAUGGAGGGAAGAGGGCCUCUUGUUAUCUCACCUAUCAGGGCGGUGGUGAAGAGAUGGCCUCCCCUGAAGAUCUGGAUGCAACCUGUCUUCAAGAAAUCUGGGGAAGCAGCACCUCAGAGGCAGUCCACUGUGGCUGUGAUCCGGAUCAGACCCAAACCGAGCUGACAAGUUCACACAAUGUGGAUGUGCUGAACAGCAGCAGCAGCACACAGCAUCCCGGCGCUAUGGACACGUCAUCCAUCGCUGACGUUUUAACUCCCCAAAGCGAGCAUCAGGAAUCAGGACCCAAUAGCGACGAAGGCUAUUAUGAUUCAACAACGCCAGGGCCAGACGAAGGGCAAGAAAAAAGAUCAGGGAGAUUACCCAGAGACAGCUACAGCGGGGAUGCCCUUUAUGAACUGUUUGCUCCAGAUGAGAGUCUCAUAAGCCCUCAUUAUGAAAGCAAAUCCCAAAUUCCUAGUUUAAAACACGGCGAGUAUUUAGCAGAGCCCAUCGACGGAACAGAUUCUGUCUUUGUCCCAGAAAUGAGUCACUUAGGGAUUAAUGCUGAUCUGUACAAAGAGGAUUUUCGAGAAGUGUCUAGUCCAUUCAGUAAAAAUCAGGAUAUCAGAGGAAACGAAAACUGUAAUUUGAAAUCAAAAACACAAACAUCAGUCAACAUGAACAGUCAUAAAGCGGGGGUUUUUGAUGAAAAAGGCAACACGCACGCUUCUGCUGGCAAAAUAACAAAACCCAUCAAUGCAGAGUGUGAGAAAAGAAGCAGCAGUUUAUCGUUUGGAAGCACGUCAGACCCGGACUUUGAGACCUUCUGUGAACCCAAAGAAGACCAUCUUGAAGAGAACAAACCUGUGGCGUUACCGUACAAAAAUAUCAGCUCUCAGGCUGAAGAAUCUAGCAGCUACAUGGAGGAUGGGCAGACUGUGUGUUUCUCACAAGCACUUGUGGAUUACACGAAACGCACCCAGAUGCUCGGCAAGCUGAGCGGCGAAGUGGACGACUUGGAAAGGAGCGCCACUUUCACCCCAAACAUGGAUGCCUUACCGACUAUAGUCACGUUUGACGUUGUAGACCUGCACAACGAGGGGGAAUACGACGAGCAGAUCCACAUGGAGCUGGAGGAGGACGGGUCGUCAUCUUAUCAGGAGUUCAACGAAAGCUACCUACAAAAGGAUGCAUAUGCUGAAUGUGAUUAUCAAAUGUUCGACCUGUAUGAGCGGAGUGUGAUCAGUAACAACUGGGCUGUUGCUAGUCUGCCACGGCAUUUGAGUGCUCCCCGGGUGAACGCGUCCGUGUCCAAUUCCCUGUCUCUGGACAGGAGGAGCAGGUCUCUGGAUACAGAUAACCUUGAGUCGAAUACACCUGAAACAUACAGAGAGAACAGGCCGGCCAUGGCUUCUGAGCAGGACUCUGAGCGCAGCUGUUCACCGUAUUAUAGAAAGAAUGUAGUCCUGUCCACUCCAGAGGUCAGAGACGGUAACAACAUGACCUCGUCAUGGCAGACCAGGUCAGAAGUGACUGCCCCAGAUGGAAAAAUCACUGAAAACGUCCAGAGUCUCAGUCGAACCCAAGUUAAUCACAAGCAACCGCAGUAUUUUUGCUCGAUGUCAGAUGGGCUGAGCUGCGAUUUAGUCUCUGAGAAUAAAGAAUGCUACAGUAGGCAGCGUCAUCCACCUUUGAGGUCAGAUUCUUGUCUUCCUCAUAGCACCUUUGGAACGAAGGAGGAGGAUGUUUGCCAGAGAAUGGUAGAGGCAGAACCCUAAGAGCUAGACGUCUAGUAAACCCCUGUUUAAGGUCAUCCUUAACAAAGAAAAGACACAAAAAUCACCUGCGAUGGAGUGUAAAUCAUAUAUUUCUGCCAUAGAGUGCAUUUACAGGGUACUGGUCAUUUUACCAUUUUGCCUGUUUGUGAAUGCCUUAGACUUGGUGCUGGAGCUGUCUGCUGUGGUGUGUUUUGCUCCAGACGUGUCAAUUCAAGUCAAAGUAGUUUUCACAGUUAUGUUGGUCUGUUUGAAUCUGUCAACUACUAGGGAAUUAGUUUUAUACCGUUUAUUUUUUGGACUAGCUGAUUUUUUUUUUUCUGCAAUAAGCCAUCUUAUAUCCCAAAUUUUGGUUGACUGUAUUUUAGAGAACUGCUGUUAUAUCGUAAAACAUCUCCUAAACACAGAGCUCUAUAGUUUAUUUGUCCUUGUAUUUUUAAGGGCUGCAAAUCAAAUGGAUUUAAGUUUCUGUAAAACAUGCAUUUUUUUUUUAUCCUAACAUGUCUUCACAACCAAAAAUGAAGAGAAAUUAGGUGUAUUGGAGAUUCUCUUAAAAUAGGAACUCAUUAAUCUGACCUUGCAAAGCAGCAAACUGACUCAAAGCAGCUUUUUGUCUUCAUCCAAAGGAUAUCUGUUUUUGAAUUUUGAAUUUUUCUUUUUUUUUUUUUUAUCAUCCUGCUAUGUUGGAUAAGAGGAGUCAGACUUUAAAAGCAAUCCAGAUGUGUGCAAUAAGAAAAACGUGCUGCAUCAAAUACUUGGUGAAUGCUUGGGAGUCAGAGUUUAUUUUUUUUCCUUUGGGCAUUUGCACUGUACCUGAUAUGUUUGCACAUAGCUUCCAUAGCUCUUGGCUCAAAGGGUUUGAGGAGAAGAUAAUUAAAAUGGCAAUACUGCCGUUUCAUGAGGCUGUUGAAUUUAACUGGAAUGUUGCACAUUCGGACCUAAACACUAAUGCCACACUCUGUUCUGCAUUAUCGCCGUUCAUCAGCCUUGCAGCAGCCUUGCAGCAGCUGGCGACUUACUUUUCUCACUGUUCCCUUUAAACAAUUAAUCCUUUUCUUUUAAAAGCCUGAUCUUGUUCAUGUUUGCAAUUUGUUACUUUCACUCUUCACAGUAGGGAGCUCUGUCUCUAGUUUUAGUUGCAUAUCAGCUCGUUUUUAAGGAAGAAAACGGCACCGUAUCAAUUUAAAAAGAUAAAUAUCUCAAGACUUUAAUUUAUUUUUUAGAUUUAAAAUGUAUUUACUUGGUCACAGAAAUGCCUGUCAGCUUAUUUGUUUCUGUAAUCCCAAGCAGUAUAAGCUAAUAUAGGGCAUGUACAGAUGGACCGGUUGUGCUAAUGUAAGGUAGUCGUGAUGUUUUUACUUCAGCUGUCACAAUUCAUUUACCUAAAGGAGCUUUGCAAGGCAAAGCAACCAUAUUUGUUUACCUCCUUUCACAUGCAAAUAGAGAAAAGCGAAAUAUUGUUUACAUAAAAACCUACUUGGAGGCAAUUAAAAAGAAGAAUCUGUUUGCUACAGAUUUGAAAAGAGCAUAAACCUUUAGCUGUAUCUUUUCUUGUUCGCUUUAUUUGAAUAAAAGGCUAGCUAUAAUGAAGCACUCGGUUGUUGAGUUGCUCUUUAACUCUGAAUCCACAGGUUUGAGGGUUUUUGUUUGGAACUGAUGUCACAUUUUAAGGAUGGCUGUUUUUGUUUUGACUUUUUUCUCAUGUAGAACACGAUGUAUUUAUAUUUUUAAUUGUAGACUGUAAUAUGUAUAGAACUGUUACAAAUUGUCAAUGCUGUAUUUUGAUUUUUCCCUUUUUUCCCUUUUCUUUUUAUUGAGUUGUAUUGGCUCACUGAAAAUCUGUUACAGUUUUGUCCAAAUAGAAAACUGCCUUACCUGAGAAUUAAAGUGAU
This is a messenger RNA of Cyprinodon variegatus (sheepshead minnow), 4717 nucleotides long. RefSeq names its product APC membrane recruitment protein 1-like. The record is from RefSeq and is a predicted model, not a curated record. Bases 75 to 2828 code for a protein of 917 amino acids. Gene Ontology annotation, cellular component: plasma membrane. Gene Ontology annotation, biological process: regulation of canonical Wnt signaling pathway. Gene Ontology annotation, molecular function: phosphatidylinositol-4,5-bisphosphate binding; beta-catenin binding. NCBI's taxonomy places the organism in Eukaryota, Metazoa, Chordata, Actinopteri, Cyprinodontiformes, Cyprinodontidae. The transcript has a single exon.